Molecule: messenger RNA, 588 nt
Organism: Cajanus cajan (pigeon pea)
Lineage: Eukaryota; Viridiplantae; Streptophyta; Magnoliopsida; Fabales; Fabaceae
Product: protein FLOWERING LOCUS T 1
Source: RefSeq, a predicted model, not a curated record
AAAUAAAGGCAUAUUGACCAUGCCUAGCUCAAUGAACCCUCUUGUUGUUGGACGUGUAAUAGGAGAUGUUUUAGAGCCUUUUGCAAGUUCUGUCUCUAUGAGAGUUGUCUACAACAAUAACAAAGAUGUCAUGAACAGUGCUGAGCUCAAACCCUCCCAAAUAAUCAACCCUCCAAGAGUCGAGGUUGGUGGAAAUGACCUCAGGACCCUUUACACCCUGGUCAUGGUGGACCCUGAUGCACCAAGCCCAAGUGACCCAAAUAUGAGGGAAUAUCUACACUGGUUGGUAACCAAUAUUCCAGCGACUACAGGGGCAACCUUUGGAGAAGAGGUUGUGAGCUAUGAAAGUCCAAAACCAACAUCAGGGAUUCAUCGUAUAAUUUUUGUGUUGUUUCGUCAACCGUGUAGACAACCUAUACCUGCACCAGGAUGGCGUCAAAAUUUCAUCACUAGAGAUUUUGCAGAGUUUUACAAUCUUGGAUUACCAGUUGCAGCUGUCUAUUUCAAUUGUCAACGACAAGGUGGUUCUGGGGGAAGGAGAAUUAUGUAAUCUUAUCUAAUAUAUAUAUAUAUAUAUAUAUAUAUAUC